AUGGUCUUAAAAAAUCUUGUUCGAUAUAUUAUCAACAAAUAUUUAAAAGACUAUAUUGAACAAUUAGAUUAUGAAAAACUUAAACUUGAUCUAAAAAAUGGUCAUGUCUGUUUAGAAAAACUUCAUUUAAAACCUGAAGCAUUGGUUGAUCUUAGUCUUCCUGUAACUGUUGCUGUCGGUUAUCUUGAAAAAUUAAUAUUAACUAUUUCAUGGACAAAUCUAUACAAUAAUCCAACAAAAGUUUUUAUCGAUGGACUUUAUAUGUUAAUUGUGCCAAAAAAUGAAGUUCGUCGAGAUUUUACCGAAUAUUAUGAUGAUAAAAUGCAACGUGUUCAACGAAAAGUUGAUAAUUUAAGAAAAGCAAUAUUAAAUAAUAAAAAACUAGAUGAAAAAGAGACAACAUUUAUGGAACGAAUGAGAUUACAAAUCAUGCAAAAUCUUGAAAUAACAAUACAUAAUUUACAUAUUAGUUAUGAAACGAUAUCAACAACUAAAUUAGGACAUCCAUUUUCAUUUGGACUUACUAUUCAUCAUCUUGAAAUGAUUACAACAACAAAUAAUAGAUUAAUUGGAAAAAUAAAAGAAAAUUCAGCUAUUGUUUUUAAAAUGAAAGAAAUGCAUGCACUUUCACUUUAUUGGAAUACAGAAUGUAAAUCAAGAAUUGACAUGCCAUUUGAUGAUGUUGUGGUCAUUCUCCAUCCAGUAAAUCUUACUAUUGAUUUACUCAUGAUAUUACAACCAGGAGAUUUUAAUUUCGAACGCCCAGCAUAUGAUAUUGAUAUUCAAAUUGAACAUUUAAAUCUUACUAUUGAUCCAAAACAAUUUUCUGAUUUACUUGACUUUAUUAAAUUUCAAAAUUAUACUAAACUUUACGAUCGAUGUCAGGAAUAUCGUGAAUUAAAAACACAAGAAGUACUAGAUGUCAAUAUAUUAACAAUCGAACAAAAAGAACGUAUACGAUAUUUAGAAUCGAAAUUGGAUGUAUUCAAUCUAGCUUAUAUUUAUCAUAAUAUUGAAAUAGAAACAAAUCCGACUUUAAUAACUAACCAUAAUCGACAUCAUCAUCACCGGUUAAAAACAAAUCGAAUAGUAACGCCAACAAAUACUACCAAUAAUAAUAAUCAUCAUCAUAAAUGGUGGCAUUCUUGGUGGAAAACAAAAAGUCAUUCAAAAGAAGGUGAACGUCGAAAAUCAUCAACAUCUGAGUCAAUUACAACUCAUGAAGACUUUUCUAUCGAAGAUUCACCAAACAUCGACAUUAAAGUUAAAGUUAAUAAUCUAGUCUUGAAUUUAUCAUUACCACAAACAAAUAAUCAAUCUCAAUUAACAGAUAAUGAUAUUCUUUGUCCAAUUAAAAUAACUGAUGCACGUAUCGGUUUCAAACGACGAGCUAUCUCAUCAAAUAUUUCAUUUAUAAUUGAUAUACAAUCAUUUUCUUUAUUUGGUAUGCAAACUGAUAAACAACAAGCACGACCUUUAUUAGUAACAGAAAAUUUCAAAUCAUUUCUUCCAUUAAUUCAUAGCGAAUUGGAAUUCUCUCCAAUGGAUAAAAAAUCCGAUUAUCGUCUGUAUUUAGUUAUUGAACCUUUGAAAAUUACGUACGAUGCUCCAACAAUCAAUCAAAUUGUUGAAUGUUUUAAUCCAAAUGAUGACAGUCAUUCGUCUACGUUAUCACAAAUUAAACGGAGAACAAUUGAAGAGAUGGAACAUGAUCUUUCUCAAGAGAAAGUUUUCGAUAUGACAAUUCAAUUAAAAGGAAUUUCACUAGUUUUACCGCAAAAUGGUGUAUCCUAUAUGUGUUCUUCCAUAGUUCACAUUGAUUUUAAUAGUUUAAUAUUAAAAUCAUGUUUAGGUGAUAAUACUUUACUAUCUCAGGAAGAAGUACAACGAUUUCGAUUUUAUACCAAAUAUAAAUUACAAUUACAUGAUCUACGAAUUACAUAUGCACAAUCAGAUGAACAACAAUUACAUAUCAUACGGCAAAUACCAUUGCUUGAUAUUGAUUUCUACAAAUGUAUUUAUUCAAAUGAUGCCGAUUUAACAGAGUAA
Messenger RNA from Adineta steineri, 2049 nucleotides. NCBI's taxonomy places the organism in Eukaryota, Metazoa, Rotifera, Eurotatoria, Adinetida, Adinetidae. The record is from the annotation of a GenBank genome assembly.